AAGAAUGAGGACGAGUGGCGUGCUUGCUACGUGCUCGAGUGCAUUGGCGGACAGAGUGAAGACUUAAUAUUGACAAUCGGUAAAGCAUUUAUGCUGCGCUUUAAUGCAAUCAAACAUUUGAAAAAUCAAGCCGUUCUAAAUCUCAACACGCCCGGGGAGAAUAGCAAAGACUACUACAAUGAUUUGCCCGACAAAUUGCCGCCAGACUUGCUGAGCGAAAACGAUUUACCGCCAGAGUUGCAGAAGCAAUUGUUGUUACAACAUCAGCAGCAACAACAACAGCUCCAACAACAACAGCAAAGCCAGCAGUCACAAUUACCUCAACACAAAAUCGGGCAGCUAAAUUUGAAAAAACCGCGUGAUCGUCUUAGCAGUAAUCUGAUUGAUUUGAAUAGUCCACCACCCGAUCAGAGUUCGGCCAAUGUGAACCUCAGCAACUUCGAUCCAAUGGCCGAUACGGAGGGCGCAUGUGCGUUGCCACAAGCGCCCGUGCGUGAUGUCUUCGAUAUGCAACCAUUUUCCCUCUCCGCUGAAGUGCAACGUUCACAACUCAACACCGAAUUGUGGUUCCAUACGGGCAUUAGUCGUCAGAUUUCAGAGAGUAUGCUUAAAAAUGAUGGCGAUUUUUUGGUACGUGAAUCUCAGGGUAAACAUGGCCAGUAUGUGCUCACCGGUUUGGAGGUAAAAACACCCAAGCAUUUACUACUUAUCGAUCCGGAAGGUGUAGUGCGUACGAAGGAUCGCAUUUUUGAUAGUAUCAGCCAUUUGAUUAACUAUCAUUGGGCUAACUCAUUGCCGAUUAUAUCAGAGGAUUCGGAGUUGGUAUUACGCAAUCCGGUGUUGCGGCAAUCACCAGGGCAAAAACAACAGCAACAGGAACAGCGGCAUCAGCAUGCAGUGCAUUCGGCAGCUGCCACCAGCGCCAGUAGUGCAGCGCAUCAUCAUCACUUACCACCACAACAGCAGCAGCAGCAACAGCAACAUCAGCAUACACAUCAUGCGCGACCGGUGGUGAAUUCUUGAUGAGCCUUUGGUAAGCUACCACCGGAGCAUGGAAGGAAUUGAUAAAGCAUUGAGAUUUUUUUUUAAUAAAUAGUAUAUAAAAAAUUUCGCAAUUAAGUAGCAAUUGUAAUAGAUUAGGCGCACUUAGUAAAGUAGCUGUGAAGCAGUUAAGCGAAAAAUUUUGCGUGCAUAUCAGCGUGUAUUUUAUACAUAUGUAUAGCAGAAGUAGUUUUCGAUAAUCCUAAAAAUAGUUUUCUAAACUGUAUUAAUGAGUUAAGAUGUACAUUCAACGUGCUUUACGCAUUUCUAAUUUUUUCAUGAAAUCUUAUUAGAUCUAC
Molecule: messenger RNA, 1340 nt
Organism: Rhagoletis zephyria (snowberry fruit fly)
Lineage: Eukaryota; Metazoa; Arthropoda; Insecta; Diptera; Tephritidae
Product: SHC-transforming protein 1-like
Biological process (GO): cell surface receptor protein tyrosine kinase signaling pathway
Cellular component (GO): plasma membrane
Molecular function (GO): receptor tyrosine kinase binding
Source: RefSeq, a predicted model, not a curated record